Phodopus roborovskii (desert hamster) is the source of this 2599-nucleotide messenger RNA. RefSeq names its product sterol carrier protein 2 (gene Scp2). The record is from RefSeq and is a predicted model, not a curated record. Bases 60 to 1703 code for a protein of 547 amino acids. Lineage: Eukaryota; Metazoa; Chordata; Mammalia; Rodentia; Cricetidae. The transcript has 16 exons. Gene Ontology annotation, molecular function: acyltransferase activity, transferring groups other than amino-acyl groups.
CAAUCCCUGGGAGGUCGUCGGUUUCCAUUGAGCUUUCCUCUGGGUCCGCUGCCGGAACCAUGCCUUCCGCCACGUUGACGUCUCCGCGCCUGCGCCGGGUGUUCGUGGUCGGCGUUGGCAUGACCAAGUUCAUGAAGCCUGGAGGUGAAAAUGCAAGAGAUUAUCCUGAUAUGGCAAAGGAAGCAGGACAGAAGGCAUUAGCAGAUGCCCAGAUCCCUUAUUCUGCUGUGGAGCAGGCUUGCAUUGGCUAUGUGUAUGGCGACUCCACCUGUGGGCAGAGGGCUAUCUAUCACAGUCUGGGACUGACUGGCAUCCCUAUAAUUAAUGUCAACAAUAACUGUUCUACCGGUUCUACUGCUUUGUUUGUGGCCCAGCAACUGAUUCGAGGAGGUAUGGCAGAUUGUGUGUUGGCUCUUGGGUUUGAGAAGAUGGAGAAGGGAUCCCUUGGAGUAAAAUUUCCAGAUCGGACCAAUCCAACUGACAAGCAUGUUGAUGUCUUAAUCAAUAAGUAUGGAUUGUCUGCACACCCACUUGCUCCACAGAUGUUUGGGUGGGCUGGAAAAGAGCAUAUGGAAAAAUAUGGAACAAAAGUUGAACACUUUGCAAAAAUUGGAUGGAAAAAUCACAAACACUCAAUUAAUAAUCCGUAUUCCCAGUUCCGAGAUGAAUACAGCUUAGAAGAAAUAAUGAAAUCAAAGAAGAUUUUCGAUUUUCUGACUGUCUUGCAAUGCUGUCCCACCUCAGACGGUGCUGCAGCUGCAGUUGUGUCUAGUGAAGAAUUUAUACGGAAGUAUGGCCUGCAAGCCAAAGCUGUGGAAAUUGUGGCACAGGAGAUGAUAACUGACUUGCCAAGCACAUUUGAAGAAAAAAGCAUUAUUAAAAUGGUUGGCUUUGACAUGAGUAAAGAGGCUGCCAGGAGGUGCUAUGAGAAGUCUGGCCUGACCCCAAGCGAUGUGGAUGUGAUAGAGCUCCACGAUUGCUUUUCUGCCAAUGAACUCCUCACUUAUGAAGCCCUGGGGCUCUGUCCAGAAGGGCAAGGUGGAGCAUUGGUUGACAGAGGUGAUAACACUUACGGAGGAAAAUGGGUCAUAAACCCUAGUGGUGGACUCAUUUCCAAGGGACACCCACUGGGAGCAACAGGUCUGGCUCAGUGCGCGGAGCUCUGCUGGCAACUGAGAGGCGAAGCCGGAAAGAGGCAGGUUCCUGGGGCAAAGGUGGCUCUGCAACACAAUUUAGGCAUCGGAGGAGCUGUGGUGGUUACACUCUACAGGAUGGGUUUUCCUGAAGCUGCCAGCUCCUUCCGAGCUCAUCAGAUUGAGGCUGCACCCACCAGCUCUGCAGGUGAUGGAUUCAAGGCAAACCUUGUCUUUAAGGAGAUCGAGAAGAAGCUUGAAGAGGAAGGGGAACAGUUCGUGAAGAAAAUCGGUGGUAUUUUUGCCUUCAAAGUGAAGGAUGGCCCUGGGGGCAAAGAAGCCACCUGGGUGGUGGAUGUGAAGAACGGGAAAGGAUCAGUGCUGCCCAACUCAGAUAAGAAGGCUGACUGCACUAUCACCAUGGCUGACUCAGACUUGCUGGCUUUGAUGACUGGUAAAAUGAAUCCUCAGUCGGCCUUCUUUCAAGGUAAAUUGAAAAUUGCUGGUAACAUGGGUCUGGCGAUGAAACUGCAAAACCUCCAGCUUCAGCCUGGCAAAGCUAAGCUGUGAAGAUGUCCAUUUGGAACCUCAGCACGUCAGGAUGAGAUGAUUAGAUAUGUAGAUAUCCACGUCUCAUUGUCAGGACUUAGUCCAACAUUUCCUGAUUAGCAUGAGGUAGAUUUGUUGCUAAGUGGGUGUAGCCAAUGGUGUUUUUCCUGAGCUGGGGGUGGAUAGGGCCUCCCAGCCUACUGCUGCUGCUUUGAAGACUUGCAUGACAAGGCUACUAUGGCAGUAAGGGUUGGGGUAAAUUUGAGUUCCAGAAUAAAAUUCAAGAACAGUAAAAUCUAACGACUGUAAACAAAGCUCUUGUUUUGCUUAGAAGCAUAUUUAAGGGUCAAUGUGCGGAACACUAGGAAUGAGUGUCCCCUGGGGGCACUGGAGAAGAAACAAACUUCCAUAGUUGACCAGGAGUUAGUGUCUCUUGCACUUUUAAUUACCUGCAUCAAGUUAUUGUUAAUAGUUCUUAAAAUUCUGUACUAAGCUAAAAAAAAAAAAAAAAACUAUGAAAAUGUGCACUUCAUGCCAUCCAAAACAGUUCUUUUCUUCCCCAAUAAAAUAAAGAAUUAUGAUCUGAGCUUAGGAGGGAAUUUACAGCUGAACAAAGCUGUUUUUAAAGCAUUUUUGAAUUGGCAUCCUUAAAAAUCAGGGUAUUAGAGCCAUUGGAUGCCACUGCUAAAAAUAAUUGAAUAAAGUUUCUUCCAGAGGCAAAGCCUUCAAAUUAUAGCUUCACAUUAAUAAGUUCAUAAACUGGGUUUCAUAAUUUUCCCUUUUCUUAUUUGAUUGUCUGCUCUAUCUUUUCUUGUAGUUUUUCUGAUUCUGAUGCUCUUUGUUAUAACUUAGGUUUGGAUGAACAAUAAUGCUUUUGGAAGAUUUCAAAAGAAAAUUAAAAUAGCUCUUCCUGUUUC